Molecule: messenger RNA, 1395 nt
Organism: Rotaria sp. Silwood1
Lineage: Eukaryota; Metazoa; Rotifera; Eurotatoria; Philodinida; Philodinidae
Source: the annotation of a GenBank genome assembly
AUGAAUAAUCCUCCUCCUGAUCGUCAAAUAAAUUCGGUUCCAUAUCCUCGAACUAGUCUACUAACUGAGAAUGAGUUAUUUGAUUCAUCUUCUGGUUUACCAUCCAUUUCUCGUUUAAAAAAUCAUUUACAAAAUGAAGGUCGUCUUGAUGAAGGAUGUGCUUUACGUCUUGUCGAACUUGCUCGACAAAAUUUUGAACGUGAACCUAAUAUUUUAAUUGUUCCACGACCAGUAACCAUUGUCGCUGAUAUUCAUGGACAAUUUUAUGAUCUUUUAACGAUAUUAACAGCUGGUGGUGAUCCAGCUAAAACACGUUACUUAUUCUUAGGUGAUUAUGUUGAUCGAGGACAAUUUGAAUGUGAAUGUGUAUUUUUAUUAUUUGCACUAAAAAUUAAAUAUCCACAAAAUAUUAAUUUACUUCGAGGAAAUCAUGAAACUCGUCAAAUGGCAACAGCCUUCCAAUUCAAAUUGGAAUGUGAAAAAAAAUAUGGUUCACGUGCAUUGUACGAUGCUUGUAUGCAAGCUUUUGACGCAUUACCUUUGUGUGCCUCAGUUGAUGGCAAAUUUCUAUGCAUGCAUGGUGGACUAUCACCGGAAAUUCGUACAUUAUCCGAUAUUGAAAAUCUUGAUCGUUUUAAAGAAACUCCAUAUUCCGGUCCAUUAUGUGAUUUAAUUUGGUCUGAUCCAAGUGAAGAUUUCGAUGAUAUUAAUGAUCAACAACCUGAUUUUAAACCCAAUAAUGUUCGUGGCUGUGCACAUUUUUUUUCCUAUUAUGCUUGUCGAGAUUUUUUACUUCGAAAUAAUCUUUUAUCAAUAAUACGUGGGCAUGAAGUACAAAAAGAUGGUGUACGAUUUUUUCGUCGAUCAUCUCGUACGAAAUUUCCUGUACUCAUUUCUUUAUUUUCGGCACCAAACUAUUGUGAUACAUAUAAUAAUGAGGCAGCUAUACUUAAAGUUGAUACAAAUCAACAAAUGUCUGUUUCACGUAUUCAGGCACAUCCUCAUCCAUUUGUCUUGCCGAAUUAUGAAAAUGGAUUUGAAUUUGGUGAACGAUUUAUUCUUUAUUAUGUUACUCAUCUUCUUUUUUCUAUUUUGAAUAUGUAUUCACCUGAAGAAUUAGCUGCUGAAGAUGGUCGUCAAGAUAAAACGGCUAUAGAAUUAUUAAAUAAAAAGCGGUUAAUUGAAACUAUGGAUCACGCCUAUGCUCAAGUGAAAAAAAGAAAUAAUAUUAUACUUAAUUUACGUGGUCUUACACCAUCUUAUAAGGCUUAUAAAGAUUUACUGGCUCGACCAGAGAUUCAAGCUUUAAUCGAAGAAGCUGAAAAAGGACGAAUUAACAAUUUUGAUCAAGCUAUUCACUUAGAUCAUAUAUUUGAACGACGACCAAGUACUUGA